Messenger RNA from Oncorhynchus tshawytscha (Chinook salmon), 3119 nucleotides. Its product is annotated as synaptotagmin-like protein 5. Lineage: Eukaryota; Metazoa; Chordata; Actinopteri; Salmoniformes; Salmonidae. Gene Ontology annotation, biological process: exocytosis; intracellular protein transport. Gene Ontology annotation, molecular function: neurexin family protein binding; phospholipid binding; small GTPase binding. The transcript has 17 exons. Gene Ontology annotation, cellular component: exocytic vesicle; plasma membrane. The record is from RefSeq and is a predicted model, not a curated record. The coding region runs from base 418 to 2715 and encodes 765 amino acids.
CACGGCUGUGAUCACACGCCACAGAGGCGCGCCAAGAGACGGACUGCACAGGCUCCACCACCAGCCACUCUCACGACACACCAAGCCACCACUUGCUGUAGUGCAAUUCUCAGGAUCAGGUUUAGGCAGGCUGUGGACCAGUCUUUGGGGAUACAGUAACUGCUGUGUGAUUGGCGGUUUGUCUGAUACACCAGAGAGAAACAAGAUAAGGAGAAGAACAUACUAGAGGAACCUUGGAUAAUCUGGAGAACGUCCUGCUUUACACAGAGACCAUGAUAAUGCUAACAGAACGCUAAAGGAAACCUAAUGGAAUGCUGAGUGAGGUCAUGUAGCUGCCCUCUGACACCCCUGCAUGUGACUACGCCUUCUGCGACACCUCGGCUUUUCUAAUUGGCUGGUUUGGAGAGCGACGGACCAAUGGAGAAGAGUGCUGAGGAGCUGAACCUCUCGUUCCUGCUGGAGCAUGAGCGAGAGAUGAUCCUCGGAGUCCUGCAGAAGGACGAGACUCUGAGGAAACUAGAGGAGAAGAGGAUACGGAAGCUGAAGAAUGAGCUGGUGGAGAUCAGGCGUAAGGGUUCGCGGCGCCCCCAAGAGGUUGGGGAGCGUCAAUGCGCCCGUUGCCUGAAGGGCCUGGGCCUGAUUUUCGACCGCGGGGAGCUCUGUGAGCAGUGUCUACAGCGUGUCUGCAGCGACUGUCGCGUGAUGGCCCCUAAAGCAAAGCAUUGGAAGUGCUCCAUCUGUGCCAAAGUCUUGGAGCUGAAGGUGGUGACCGGGGAGUGGUUCCUAGAGGAGCGGUCCAAGCGGUUUGACAAGGGGACAGUGCUCAGCAGUGAUGUGGUCAAACAGUCUAUCAUGAGCAGCCCCGCAGGAAGCCCCCACAGGAAGUCCCCAGUGCCAGCUGACUCACCUGAGAGGCCUGACACCCCAAAAUCAGGAAGAAGUGCCGUGAGGAACCUGGUGGAUGGUGCCAAGAGGAAAGGGAAAGGGAUAUUGAUGGAUAAGAAGGGCAGCCGUCCCAGCCUGAAGCCAGAGAACGGGGUGCAGGGUGGGAGUGUGUGUGCUCCUGUCCCCGACACAGACACACACAGCGUACGCAGUGCCCGGUCUGCACCACGCUCCACAACCCGCUCAGCGCCUCACUCACAUAGGGGUAGUGUUGUGGCUCUGGAGUCUUCAGGGAUACGUACUGUACCUAACAACCUGCGCUCCCAAACCCUGGAGAGGGACAGGUCCCCUACACCCAGCAGCAAGAGCAGGAGGGUCAGGCCGGACGGAGCGGAGAGCGUGGCUAGUUUCCGCUCCAGCGACAGCGUGUUUGACAAGAUGUCCGACACCGUCACCGGGCUUGGCUGGACAGGGUCUGAUACCGCCCCACCCACCAUUGCUGUCUCCAGGGCCUCUGUUUCAUCAGAUCGUAGUCGUUCUGAGGUGGACCUGUCUGUUCCUGGUUCUGCCAGUGAUGAGGCCCUCAGCCUGAGGAGCCGCUCCGUUCCUGGGCUCAAUGACACGGAGUUUGAUGAUAAUGAUAAAGAUGAGGACAUCGAUGCUCUGAUGUCGGCACACAGCAAGGCCGCCAGCCGACGCAUGAGCUACGCUGUGUCUACGUCUUCUACUCCCGGCUCAGAGAGAAAAUGGGGCUACCUCAGUGUUCCUGGCGACUCAGACGCAGAAACUAGCAGUCUGAACAGUAUGAUGAGUAUGUACAGUGAGACUGGUGACUAUGGCAACGCCAACGUGAGUGGCGAGCUGCUGUUGAACAUCAGCUACAGCUAUAAGACAGGCGCUCUUAACGUCCUGGUGAAGGAGUGUCGCAACCUGGCCACCGGGGAUGAGAAGAGGCAACGCACAGAUGCCUAUGUGAAGGCCUACCUCCUCCCAGACAAGUCUCGCCAGAGCAAGAGGAAGACCAGCAUCAAGACCAACACAAUCAACCCUGUAUUCAACGAGAACCUUAGGUAUGUGAUCAGCCACUCCCAGUUGGAGACACGAACGCUGCAGCUGUCUGUGUGGCACCAUGACCGCUUCGGACACAACAGCUUCCUGGGGGAGGUGGAGCUGACCUUUGACUCCUGGGAGUUUGACAGCAACACAGAGGAAUGGUACUCUCUGCAGCCCAAGCUGGACAGUAGUAUGGACUCCACGCUCCAGUAUAAAGGGGAGCUGACCGUGGUUCUGAAGUACAUCCCUGCAGAGAAGAACCUCAUGCUACCCCUGGACCAGGUCCAAGUGAAGAAAGGCUUUCUGAAAGGAAAGAAGACCAGCAUCAAGCUGCCUCAAGGAGGUAUGGUGGAACUGCUGGUCAAGGAGGCCAAGAACCUGACCUCGGUCAAGUCUGGAGGCACUUCAGACCCCUUUGUGAAAGGGUACCUGCUCCCUGACAACAGUAAGUCCACCAAGCACAAGACGGUGGUGGUGCGUCGCUCGGUCAACCCCCAGUGGAACCACACCUUCACCUACUGUGGCCUGCAGGCCGGAGACCUGAACAACGUGUGUCUGGAGCUCACCGUCUGGGACAAGGAGGCUCUGGCCAGCAAUGUCUUCCUGGGGGGAGUCCGACUCAACGGAGGGACAGGCCAGAGCUAUGGGAACGAGGUGGACUGGAUGGACUCGUACGGAGAGGAACAGCGGCUAUGGCAACGCAUGAUUGACAACCCGGAGGUCCCCCAGGAGUGUACACUGAUGCUGAGAUCCAGCAUGUGCAAGCACAACACAUGAGAUGGAGGGAGGGAGGGAAAGAAGGACAAAAGAAAAAGGGACAGAGAGAGGUGGCAGAAAAGGGAGAAACAGUGGAUGGAAAGGGGGGGAGAGAAAAAGAGAAGAAAAGAAAGAGAAGGACAUUGGUUGGCAGUGCUCCAUGUCCAAGCUCUAUCCCACAAUACAGAGCUGAUGACAUCACUCCACUUCCUGACCCUUGAACCCUAACCUCUGAGCUACCCUGAUCCUGCACUGGGGUUCAUAGUCCUCUACCUGGUAAAGAGGUCAACCAGUCAUGCCUUACACACAUGGCCAUACCCAGCCAAGACCAAGCACUGCUGCUACUACUACUACUACUACUACUUCUGCUACUACUACUAAUACUACUACUACUACUACUAAUGUACAUUAUGACAUGUACAGGU